Messenger RNA from Hirundo rustica (Barn swallow), 8800 nucleotides. It is a transcript of the gene KCTD16, whose product is annotated as potassium channel tetramerization domain containing 16. The coding region runs from base 647 to 1930 and encodes 427 amino acids. Gene Ontology annotation, biological process: protein homooligomerization; regulation of G protein-coupled receptor signaling pathway. Lineage: Eukaryota; Metazoa; Chordata; Aves; Passeriformes; Hirundinidae. Gene Ontology annotation, molecular function: protein binding. Gene Ontology annotation, cellular component: postsynaptic membrane; presynaptic membrane. The transcript is spliced from 3 exons. The record is from RefSeq and is a predicted model, not a curated record.
GGCCGGCGGACGGGCCCCCGCUGCCCUCCCUCUCCCCCAGCCCGGCGCAUCCACUCGGGAAUUAUUUUAUUUAUUUAUUUAUUUAUUUAUUUAUUUUCCUCCGCCGUGCUGUAUGUACUGGUUUCCUCGUCACUCGCCACGGUUAACUUCCCUGUGACUCGUUUAACACUUGAGACCUCCGUGGAUGCUACUAAGAGCACUUCUCUUGCCUUAGCUGUCCCUUGCUGGGAUCGGAUUCACACUACCCGGACCCUGUGUGCCUGUAUGUGUGUUCUGAGUGUCUUGACAUUUUGGUUUUCUUUGCAAGAGCUAUGCAUUAUUUGUAACCAAGACCUGUGAAUGACCAUAGGCUUGGCUUGACCUUGAUUUUGACGGCUUUGUUGGAAGAUCUGAUGAUGUGAUUGCAUGUCAUGAGGUGAUAGCUCUCCAGCCUCCAGCCUCCGUGGCUCAGUGUAUAAACCACUUCUGCCACUCUGUCACCCAUGGACGAUUCAGAUUUUUCUUUUAAACAAUCCUUUUGGCUAUUUUUGUUUUCUCACUUCUCCUUUCCCCCUUGUUUCUCUUUAAUGUUGGGAGCCUUAUUCUACCCUCUGAUGUGAUUGGUAUUCCUGCUUCUCCGUGCUGCUGAUUUCCAGUUUAAACUACGAUGGCUCUAAGUGGCAAUUGCAGGACUUACCUUCCUGCUCGGGAGCAGGGCACGGGGCUGCACUCCUUCCCCGAGGUGGUGGAGCUCAACGUGGGUGGCCAGGUUUACUUCACUCGCCACUCCACCCUGGUGGGCACCCCUCACUCCCUGCUCUGGAAAAUGUUCACCCCAAAGAGAGACACAGCCAACGAUCUGGCCAAGGACUCCAAGGGGAGAUUCUUCAUCGACAGAGAUGGUUUCCUUUUCCGCUAUAUUCUGGACUAUCUCAGGGACAAGCAGGUGGUUCUGCCCGACCACUUCCCAGAGAAGGGAAGGCUCAAGAGGGAGGCUGAGUACUUCCAGCUGCCGGACUUGGUCAAGCUCCUGACUCCCGAUGACAACAAGCAAAGCCCUGACGAUUAUUGCCACAGUGACUACGAAGAGGUGUCCCAGGGCAGUGACACCAGAAUAUGCCCCCCCUCGUCGCUGCUACCGCCGGACCGCAAGUGGGGAUUCAUCACCAUCGGCUACCGUGGGUCGUGCACUAUUGGCAGGGAGAGCCAAGCCGAUGCCAAGUUCAGGAGGGUCCCAAGGAUUUUGGUUUGCGGAAGGAUUUCUUUGGUCAAAGAGGUUUUUGGAGAAAGUUUGAAUGAAAGCAGAGACCCGGACAGGGCUCCAGAAAGGUACACCUCCAGGUUUUAUCUCAAGUUCAAGCACCUGGAGAGGGCUUUUGACAUGUUGUCCGAGUGUGGAUUCCACAUGGUGGCCUGUAACUCCUCGGUGACGGCUUCCUUCGUCAACCAGUACACAGACGACAAGGUCUGGUCCAGCUACACCGAAUACGUCUUCUACCGCGAGCCCUCCCGCUGGUCCUCGUCCCACUGCGACUGCUGCUGCAAGAACGGCAAGGGCGACAAGGAGGGCGAGAGCGGCACGUCCUGCAACGAGCUGUCCACGUCCAGCUGCGACAGCCAGUCGGAGGCCAGCUCCCCGCAGGAGACCGUCAUCUGCGGGCCCGUCACACGCCAGCACAACAUUCAGACUCUGGACCGGCCGGCCAAGAAGGGGCCGGUGCAGCUGCUGCAGCAAUCCGAGAUCCGCAGGAAGAGCGACCUGCUCCGGACUCUCACCUCCGGCUCCCGGGAGUCCAACUCCAGCAAGAAAAAAGCCGUAAAGGAGAAGCUCUCCAUCGAGGAAGAGCUGGAAAAAUGUAUCCAGGAUUUCCUCAAAAUCAAAAUCCCAGACAGGUUUCCCGAGAGGAAGCACCCCUGGCAAUCCGAACUGCUGCGGAAGUACCACCUCUAGGCUUCGGGCGGGGAGAGCACACCCCCUCGUUCCGUUAGAGCCGGAUCCUGAGCGACACAAAAUUCCCAAUAACAACGAUUUGUUAGGUCACCGAAACCAAAACCCAUCUCUAGUACUGCCCAAUUUGCCUAUUUCACCUUAACAUUUCUAGUCGUAGGGGAACGAUAUUUUUUUGCGGUCCUGGAAGCACAAUGACAAACGUUUUUGUUUGUAAACCUGGAGUCUUACACGAGCUGAAAACCUUAAGGGCACGGCCGGGAGCGCCCCGAGGGUCGCUGGUGCGGCCCCGAGCAGGCAGGGCGGUGCUGGGGGCUCCGUGCCCGCUGCAUCCUGCCCGGAGCACGCGUGCCUGGAGCGGGGAGCCCAGCACAGAGCCCCAGCUCUGCCCCGGCACUUUGAGCAUGUGUAUUUAUAUAUGUGCAUAUAUAUAUGUGUGUAUAUAUAUCUCUGUGUGUAUAUAUAUAUGUAUAUAUAUAUCUAUAUAUAUUGCUUAAAGAUUUUCUGGCUCUCUCCUUAUAACUGCACUUUCUCAGAAAAGAGCAUUUUUUUAGGCUGCGGAUGUCCCGUUUCUUCUCCAGGCCUUCGAGGGCUGAACAGUAGAAAUCCACCUCCCCUGUCUCUCUCCUGCCGGCCCUGCCAGGCCUUCCCCCUGGCUGGGGCACUGCAAAUGUGCCAGUGGAGACCAGGUGCAGGCUGUGGCUCUGUGUUACCAUCAGCAAAACACUCUGUUUGUUCGGGGUGCUCUUGUCCCUGCGUGUCCUCCCCACACCUCUUGUGCUCUCCAAGGCUCUCCGUGGGUUGAGGGCGUGCUGGUGAAAGUUUCAGGGAUGGUUCUGGGCUGCGUGGGGACGCUGGGGAGGAUGCUGGCCCCUGUGUGUGUGUGCCAGGAGCGGCUGUCCCGGCUGGCAGGGACAGCGGGCGCCGUGCCCCCUGUGCCCCAGCAAUCACCCCCAGCCCACGGGGGCUCUGCGUGGGGAGCUGUCGCUGCAGCAGGGAGCAGGGCUGUGCCGGGAGCAGGGCUGUGCCGGGAGCAGGGCUGUGCCGGGAGCAGGGCUGUGCCAGGAGCAGGGCUGUGCCAGGAGCAGGGCUGUGCCGGGAGCAGGGCUGUGCCGGGAGCAGGGCUGUGCCGGGGGCAGGGCUGUGCCGGGAGCAGGGCUGUGCCGGGAGCAAGCACAGCCCCGGAGGAGCUCCCUGUGUCCCCUCCCGCCCGUGCCAGCGGAGCCACCGCAGCAAACCGUGCCCUGUGUCCUGUGUCACCGCGGAGCCUGGGAAGGGCUGGGCUGCUCCAGCAGUGCCCCGGAGCCCGGGGAGGGGAGCAGGGAUCGGGCCAGAGAGGGGCCAGGGCUCAGCACAGGCACGGGAUCAGCCAGAGCUGGGGCACGGCAGCGCCGGGGGCUGCUGGGGCACGGAGGGAUGGAACACGUCAGUGCUCCAGCUGUGGAGGCCACAGCUGGGAACAUACCAGGAUCUGGGAUCAAUUAUUUGUUUUCUAAAGGCACAGGAAGAUUUAUAUAUAUAUAUUUUUAUAUAUAUAUAUAUAUGGAUAUAAAACCAUGGGCAGUGACAGCGCUGGUAACACAGAACACCCGGAUUGUGACUCUGUAAGUGUCCUGCAGGUUCCAGAGCUUCCCCCUCCUAAAUUCCAGGAGCUGCAGCGGGAGACGCUGUCCUGCCUGCACGGGUUCUUUCUGUGGUCCUGGUGCAGUUCCAGGCAGGAGGAUGCUGGUGCCUGCGGGGCUCCAUCACGCCGGGCUGGCAGGGAACGCUGAGGUCUCCACAGCCGUGUUUGGGGUCGGGCGCACUUUCACCGGCUGAAAAAGGCAGCAAUACUUGUCCAGAGGAGACAGGGAACCCUCCCGGCAAUGCUCCCGGAGGGCAGGGCUGGGAUGCGCAGCUGGGGUCGCCUCUGGGAUGGUGAGGGAGGAGGAUGAGGAGCUGUCCCUGUCGGAGCUGUUCCCUCCGCCGGUGCCGCGCAGCCGGCGCUGGGCAGGAGAGGCUCUGCCCGGGAAAUGCUCGGCGAAGAAACCCAGAACUUCCUGGGAUCGUGCUUUAGAGCCAGUUCAGGGCUUAGGACAUUCCCUCCCACUGGAAUUCAGGCCCGGCUCUACUCCCAGGCUCAAAAGGCACAUCUUCCCAUGAUGUUUCCUACAAGCUCCACAGAUUUGGCCCCGUUUAGUUAUUUCAUGGUUAGUUUAUAGCGUUUUUCUCUCCCUACUCACCAUUUCCUGCAUCUUGCCCCUGGGAGCCCUGUCCCCUGCUCUGGCACCGAGCGAGAACCGGGGAGCAGAGAGGGCUCUCUGGAUUUCCAGCAGGGCACGGGGCUCAGGACAGGUCACCGCUGUUCCUGGGCAGGAGACUGCAGCUAAAACCUCGUGCUUUCACUCCAGAUCUCUGCCUGUCUCUUUUUAACACUCUUUGGGCUGUAAGCUGUGUGUGCAGAGUGGAGGAGCAGGAGCUGGGUGUGUGUGUGUGUGUGUGUGUGUGUGUUUGCGCUCCUAGGGACACGGGAUUGCUCCAUGAUUAAUAACUGGGGAAAAAUUAGACCAAAUGAAAUCCGCCCAAGUGGGCUUGAUUUAUGUGGCCUUCGUGUCUCCAGUUUGAGAUGAAAUGGUUAUUACUCUCCAGUGCUACAGAAAUAAAGGUCUUAAAGUUCAGUAAUCACAGGCAGGCCCAACCUUCUGGGAAACGCUGCCCAGGCUGGGGCCGGGCAGUGCCAGGCGUGGGGCUCGUGCCCCUGUGUGUCUGUGUGGGUCCUGCUGCACCUCUGGGGACCUGCUUCUGCUCUGACCCAUGGACAGCUGUUGGGUGAGUGGUUUGUGCACAGCUGGAGCUGGUUUUGUGCUGCUCAGAGGGACUGGGGGCUGGAGGUGGAACUGGGGGCUCUCACAGCCCUGCAGGGAUCAGCAGCUCUGCCCAGAGCUCCCCACAGCACCCCCUGCACCUUCGGGGCACCUCCCUGUGCCACCACUGAGACAGGGCUGGGGACACCCGGCAGUGGGGCAGAGAAACCCUGGGGGGCUGACACACAGCAGGGGAACUGAAAAUGUGGCCCCGUGGUGGCCCCACAGCUCGGGUGAGGGUGGUGGUGGUCAGGGGGGAGCGACCAAAGCUUCCGCAGGCAGCAGGACGGUGGCGGGAGGGUGAGCUGCCCUGGAGAUCCCUUCCCAGCGCUCGUGCCAUGCACGCAGGGAUGCACCGCUGCACGGGCGUGCUGCACCGGGUGGGGACACGGCCACCUGGGUGGGGACACGGCCACCUGGGUGGGGACACGGCCACCCUGGGGACAGGCAGGGACUGUGCAUGCUGCCCUGGGUGGGGACACGGCCACCUGGGUGGGGACACGGCCACCCUGGGGACAGGCAGUGGCUGGUGCCUUUCUGCCAAGGCUGCUCCCUCUCUGUGAACGUGGCAGCUGUCCCCGUGCCCAGGACAGGACACCCCUGCCGUGGGUGGUGGCACCUCAGAGCCACCUCAGCACGAGCAGGGGAAGGUGGCCAGUGCUCAGCAGGUCCAGCCCCUUCCCCCCGCAGGGAAGAGAGGCAGAGGCAGCACAGGGCACAAAGGAAACUGGAAUAGAGAUUGCCUGAGAGAGACCAUCCUGGGUCUGGGCUGUGAAACAUAUUCUAGUCAAAUUCGACUUGGUUUCAGUGAGCGAUCCCAUGUGUCUCCCUGGGACAGGUUUUGUAGAAGCCAAAAUGAAACUCCGCUUGCAGAGUACUUUGUUCUUUCUGAAACGUCUGGGCAGGGACUGGACUUUGAGCUACUUUCCACCAGUAACAAAGCCCAAGUUCUGUUGCAACUGAUGUGGAAGCUUACCUUGGCUGCAGUGGGACUGAGGCUCAGCUCCCAGAGGCAGAAUUCCCCAUUCCAGGAAUCCCCAAACCCCCGAGACACCUGAGCAGGACUCAGAGCGCUUGGGGGACGCACGGAGAACUCAUCAUUUCCACAGACCUGUGGGGACCAAACGCUUUGGUUUUCUCCCUGAACCAUCUGCACACACAGCACGGAGGCUUCACAGUGCUCUGGAGAGCGUUUUGGGUUUAAGUUGGGUGAGUCCAUUUAUUCAUUUUAUUUGCGGGUUGUGGGCUGGAGGAGAGGACAAGGCUGGGUUUAUCGGCAGUGGCCACCACGUACCCGAGCCCUUCAGCCGUGUCUUGCCCUGCUCUCCCAGCCCUGGGCAGGCUGAGGGAACUUCCCAGCCCCUUCCCCAAGCCCCCCACCCACCACGAGUACAGACUUGUCUUUCAGAGUACUUUAUGCAUAAGGCCCCAUGUGUAUCAUGGUACAAAAUAAUUGUCCAGUCUUAUGGAUAGUUUAUGCCCCAACGGGGUUUUGUAGAUUAAUAGUAAAAGAACAAAAAAUUAUUUAAAAAAAAAAAGAAAAAACAAAAAGCACUUUUAAAUUAUUUAUAUUAUAAAAAGACAUUCUUUAUUUUUCUUGGCAUUGAUGUCACUUAGCUAAAAAAAUCCGUUUAUAAAUAAGAUAUUGCAGAUUUUAAACUAUAGCAAUGCUCGAGCAAACGCGGAUUGGGAGUUCCACAGAGAAAAGGAGCGAGGUGAAGCAGGAGGGUGGCGGGGCCCCGCUGGCUCCUGGGGUGGCGUUGGAGUGGAGGAGACGAUGUCCCUUGUGGUCCCCCUGGCUGUCCCCAGCCUCGGCGCUGCGCUGAGGCGCUGCCGGUGCAAUAUUUCCCAGCCCACGCGGGAUGCAGAGGGGCUUUGGUGCCGUUGGGAUCUCUCGGGGCCUUGCUUACGUUACAUUUUCGGACCUCAUUCAGCACUAAAUGACUUUGCCAAGGCUGAGUCAGUCUGUUGCACAUUGAUGUAGAUUAAGUGGCACCCACUGAAUUACCUCUCGACUUUCCAACGUGGUUCACUUGUACAUAAGUGUAAUGUCAAACUGUUUACAGGUUCUUUUGUGCGUAAUUGUGGAGAAAAAAAAAAAAAAAAAAGUUUUAACUACAAAUUUAAAGGAAUCGAUUUUACUGGAAGGUGUUUAAAAAAAUGAAUGUGCUUAAUACAGUAUAGACAUCCUUGCUACUGGUCUCACCUGAAUGCAUGUAUCCGUGUUGUCAGUCCCACCAGUGAGGUUAUUGGCAAUAUUCUGCAGUCUGUGAAUAGCAAAUAUGCAUAAACUACUGUGACUCUGACAAAUAUAACUCGGUAACUGUUUCUACUGUGGUAUGUGAAAAAAAAAAAAAUCCUGUAGCUUUUAGCCUGCUGUAUUUCCCUGGUGCAAAGAGCACCAGGAAAGAGAGAGAUCUGGGAGGGAUGAAGUCGCAGCUGUGCCCUGCGCGGGGCGGCUCACCCCGGCGGGUGCCCGUGCUACAAGUGCCAAAAGUGCCAUUUUCAGAGCCUGGCAGCUGGAGGGGAAGGUGCCGCUGCUGCCUCCUGCUCUGGCACCGCUGCUGGGCCAGGCCAGGCAGAGCCUGGGCUGUGGCACCCUGCACGGGCGAGCCGGGGGCUCAGAGCUGCAGGCGCUUCGUGUUUGCAGCUCCAGCGCAGCAGCGAAUGCUCACAGAGCGGAAUGAGGGAGCUGGGAUCCUUCAGCCGCCGCAGGCGCUCGCUGAAGGGCACCCAGGGAUACAGCCAGGCUUUCCUGCUCACGGGGAUUUCUUGUGUAACCACUUCCCUCCCUGCUGGCUGGGCCUUAUCCUCCCGUGGAAGGUGGGGGUUUUCCCCCGUUUAUUGCUGCGUUUGGUGUCGUUAUUUUCAAUCUGCAGCACUUGGCCGUGGUUGAGAGGAAUCCCUUCCCAAUGGCCCCUUCCUGGGGAAGGUGAGAGAUCCGUGUGUGCGGCGUUUGCCCCGCGUGGUGCUGGUUCCAUCUGGGCGCUGCAGAGCCGGGCUUUGGGAGCUGUGUCCCCCCGUGGGGAGGGGAUGCUCACUGAGCUCCCCCGUGGCACCAGCCCUGGCAGCCCCACGAGCCAGGUGAUGCCAGGAUUCCCGUCCUGCCCUGUGCCUCGGGCCGGCAGAGGGGCCCUGUGUCCCUGAGGUGCCCUCCCAGCUCUGGGACGAGCUUCUCCCAUUGCCCACGGCUGUCCGGAGCCCAGGGGCUGGGGCAGAGCGCAGGGGGAGCUGAGGGGACCCUGCUGCUGCUGCUGGGCAAAGCCGGGGCUCACAGCCCCGCUCCCUCCGGCUGCGCUGGCUCCAGGCUCCGUCGCUCCAUCCAGCCAGGUCCCACGGGAGGAGAGCACGGGGGCUGCUGUGGUCCCUGCUGGUGACAGCUCUUCUCCUGCCCGGGCCACCCCUCAGUCCUGGGCAGGGCUGCCCACUCGCAUUCCGCAGCAGGAAGCUGAAUCUGGUCAUUCUGAGCACUUUGGAGCACUGUCUUUUCUGCUUUUCACGUCAGGGCAGAUGUGAGAGAGCAGUGGGAGUUGGGGGUAGAACACCUGCACAAUAAUUAGUGAGGAUGUAAUUACCUCCCCCGCGCGGCACUGGUGAUGUGCACGGAAAGGAGGAGAGAUUCCCUUCGACACCAGGUGAUACCAGAGAAUGAUUUUAAUCUGCCUUACAACUAUAUAAUUAAGAGAGCUUAUAUAUAGAAAUACCUAUCUAUCUAUGUCCCCACAUGUACAUUUCUGGCUGGGAGCAGGGUGGGCAGCGCCAGGGCUGGGCUGGCCUCGCUCUCUGCCCGCUGCUGCCGCAAGGGCGAGUGCCUGGGCAGAGCAGAGAAGCUCAAAGCUUUGCCCAGAGCCCCCUGAGAGGAGAGCCCCCCGCCCCAGGGACACCCCCUACCCCCCGAAAGGCUGAGCCGGCCCAGGUGUGCCUGCGGUCAGCCCAGCAGUGCCCCGCUCUGCUCCCCGGGCAGGAGGGAGGGAGGCAGGGGGACCCUGCAGGGCACGGGGCGCGGGCCGGGACGGCACCGAGCUCCUGC